GCCAAAGCAGAAGAGAGAGAAAGAGAGUGAGAGUGAAACAGAGUAAGAGAGAGAGAGAAAAAGAGAGAGAGAGACAGACAGACAGAUAUACAGGCAGAGGUCGCUCACAUGUACUUAACAACUUCAGAGAUAUCAGUUAAAAAUGAACACCAAACAAUUAAUGACUGAUUUCUGAAGCUCUGAACUUCAUCUGAACUUCAAGUUCUACAGUUUGGCUCGCAGGAUAAUAUGAGGGGAUGUGAUAUUUUACCUGAACUCAUUGGCUCAAUGAAAUGCAACUAAGAAGAGGACACUGCAACUAGGGCCUUGUCUGAAUGUGUUCAACUAUAAACAGCGCUCUUCCCUUUAGUUUCAGAUGUGAGGGACCAGUAAACUCUAACAGACUUCAUGGGGGAGUGUCGAUGUCUAGCACUCACAGAAAUAGUGCAAGUGGCAGGGUCUGGGCCAAUUAUUCACCUCAACAAUCAGAGAUGGACUGGACCUGGCAGGAACUAAUGGCAAUCACAGAACUGCAGGAAUUCGAGGUCCCCAAUGAGAAUCCAUUCGAAGCUGGUUCAUACAUUUCCAUGGAGCCAAUGGUGCAUUAUGGGACUUGUGGAAUCAACCUGGCAGAACCUAUCCCACCCAACGCUCAGACAAACACUGCUGCUGGUUUUGAAGCUGGGUACGCUGAUGCAGUAUCCUCAUACCAACGCUUAAAUCCAAACAUGGAGAUGCACUAUGGACAUGGCUGCCAGGCUACCAGAUUACCACCGAAUGCACAAUCUCUUCAACCCACAUUUAUGAACGCAUUUGAUCCCGUGAACAUGAACAACCCCAAUCAGGGACAGGGGAAAAACUGCAAUGGACAUCCAGAUGAUCUUGAGUCAGACUCAGGUCUUUCUUUGGGCUCAAGCCCACCGCUUGCCUCACCUGAGAACGAAGUGCAAGGGGCACUUACAUAUUUACCCCGAGAUGGCUAUACCGAUGGUGAGGGUGAACGCAUCAGGGACCAGUGUCACAUUCGAUCAAAUGUUAAUGCACCUGUGGAUUAUUCACACACAUUCGGCUCCUAUUCUGGACAUCCCUACUUUCCACUUGCACCAAACGCACAUCAUGCCCAGCAGCAUGUUCCUCAUUCACAUCAGCACAUGGCGUCGAUGAAACAGCAGCUUUUACCUACAGCUCUGCAUGAUCCACAUACAAACCAUGCAAGCACACCAAGAGCAGGCUCUUUCCAUUCACCGCAAUCAAAACCAAAGGAGGCUGGAGUGUCUGGGCCCCUCACCAGGGAUGAGCGGAGGGCAGUUGCGCUCCAAAUCCCUUUUGCGCUUGACAAGAUAGUCAACCUGCCUGUAGAUGACUUCAACGAGCUUCUAAGCAGACACGCGCUAAGUGAGGCCCAGCUCACACUCGUCCGGGACAUCCGCCGUCGCGGCAAGAAUAAGGUUGCGGCACAGAACUGCCGGAAGAGGAAGUUGGAGAACAUUGUGCACCUGGAGCAUGAGCUGGGGCAGCUGAGAGCACGCAGAGAGCAUCUAGCACGAGAACGGCUAGAGUUCCAGCAAAAUUUAACCAUGCUGAAGUGUCGUCUCUCUGAGCUUUACGCUAAAGUAUUCUCCCAGUUACGAGAUGAGGAAGGACACCCAUAUUCUUUGGAGGACUAUUCACUCCAACAAAGUAAUGAUGGUAACCUUUACCUUAUGCAGAGAAACAACUCGUUGGAUGCUGAAUAAAUGAAGGUCUAAUAAUUGAUAUGUCCCAAAGACAUUGGAUAUGCUAUAACCAUUUUUAUGGGUCAUUUGAUAUAGCCAUCAAAUCAUGCUCAGGGCCACAACACAGCUUGCUGGCAACUUUACUUAGCAAAAAUAAAGGUGGUCCAAAUCUCACGAUACCAAUGUAUAUACAAUUAAGCAUUAACUCAGUAAUUAAAAUUCACCACUUUAAAAAGCUUUAUUUACAUAGUAAAAAACACUUCAUUACAUAGUAAAAAUAGUUUCCCAACAUCAUGUCUUUGGUCCUAAAACACAGAAAAAAAGAAGAAGAAAAAAAAAAGACAAAAAAUUAGCAUAUAAUUAAUUUUCCAAAAUCACAUCAGAAGAAAACGAGCAAUUACCUUCACACAGCCUGAAGAAAACAGGCCAAAAUCAUCCACCGUGGAUCUGAAAUGCUUUGCAUCAAAUUCCU
This is a messenger RNA of Clarias gariepinus (North African catfish), 2166 nucleotides long. RefSeq names its product nuclear factor, erythroid 2 (gene nfe2). The record is from RefSeq and is a predicted model, not a curated record. Gene Ontology annotation, molecular function: DNA-binding transcription factor activity, RNA polymerase II-specific; RNA polymerase II cis-regulatory region sequence-specific DNA binding. The coding region runs from base 315 to 1715 and encodes 466 amino acids. Gene Ontology annotation, biological process: regulation of transcription by RNA polymerase II. NCBI's taxonomy places the organism in Eukaryota, Metazoa, Chordata, Actinopteri, Siluriformes, Clariidae. Gene Ontology annotation, cellular component: nucleus. The transcript is spliced from 4 exons.